Recurvomyces mirabilis is the source of this 2151-nucleotide messenger RNA. RefSeq lists its product as uncharacterized. The record is from RefSeq and is a predicted model, not a curated record. Lineage: Eukaryota; Fungi; Ascomycota; Dothideomycetes; Mycosphaerellales; Teratosphaeriaceae. The transcript has a single exon. The coding region runs from base 1 to 2151 and encodes 716 amino acids.
AUGGCCAAGGAUGCCUAUGCCUGGGAUGUGGACUCUAUAUUCACCGAGCCCGGUAAGGAGUUGUACUCGAGACAACCCUUUGUCCCAUGCAGCCAAGACGAACACUUGAACGUAAGCUACUUCGGAAUGGUAGAGCCAUCCAAGGAGUACACUCAGCAGCUACACGAGUUCAUCGCAGCGCAGAAGUCACACUCGGACAGUGCUAGUCAUAUCGUAGCUGAUCAUAUCAAUGCACCAUAUCGCGCUACAGGACCUGCCGAGAUAAGAGUCGUUCGACUAUGCCCAGGCGCGUUCGAUGAGCCACUGAGUGGACAUCUCGAGCACAUCAACAUCGAAUUCAGCUUCGACGAUAUACCCUCUGGUGCAGGCGGGUCGUGGACGUAUGGACACCGGGCUGCGUUCGGCCUAUCGUUGGACAGAGGUAUGAAAAUCCCAUACACAGCUGUGAGUUAUGCGUGGGGCUCGUCAGACUUCACUCACCCUUUGACCAUGGACGGGACUAGCAUACAGGUCACCGAGACUGUCGAUGUGCUCUUGCGCCACGUCAGGCUGGCCGAUCGCCCAGUCACGCUCUGGCUGGACCAAAUUUGUAUUGAUCAGACCGACCGAGCUGACAAAGAAGCACAAGUGAAGCUGAUGGGCUCGAUCUAUCGCCGAGCGCGCAAUACGAUAGUGUGGCUCGGACAAGAAUCUGGGAUUGAGGCAUUCACCGUCCUCAAAGGCCUGUACGAGGCGACGUACGGCGUGGAGGAACUGCUUGACGACAAGCUAGAUGAAUUACGAUACGAUUCGAAAUAUCAGCACGGAUUCAGCAGUCUGCUAAGGUUGCUCGAACAUCCCUGGUUCCAAAGGACGUGGGUGAUACAAGAGAUCAUCUUAUCUCGAAACAUCUACAUCAUGACCGGACGCGACACAGUCUCGUGGGACCUAUUCUCGAGGUACUGUUCUGGCGUGGCGCCCUUUGGGCUGAUCCAGAUGCCAGCCAAGGCCACACAUGCAGAGCGCUUACGAGCCUCAGGUGUUGACAUAGUUGUCGACGUCGCCUCCGAGAAGUCUUAUUACGACGCUCACGGGGCGUCUAAAUACAUGCUCAGCUGGCUCGUAGCUACUCGGUAUGCUGCAGUAGGUCUUCCGGUCGACAAGAUCUAUGCCCUCCUUGGGGUUUGCAAUUCCGACAUUCUGCCACUAUACACAAAACGUUGUACAGACCUAUACUGCGAGGUCGCGAUCUCCUUGAUCACCGAGGGCAUGACAGAAGUGGCGACGAGUAAGGUCCGGAUGGCAAAGAUGCAGACAUACCAUCUGGUCUCCAAAGUCCUGAGCUGUGUCGACCAUGACCCGGAAGCUGAUUCGCUACCUUCGUGGGCACCAGAUUGGUCGUUACCUCGUCAGACUUCAUCGUUGGGCUAUGCAACCUCCUGCUAUGCUAGAUUUGAUGCCGGCCGAACCACAGACCUUGAAGUCUUCCGCUUUGAUCGAGGAAGGAUGCACCUGAGUAUGCAAGCGUUGCAGAUUGGAGUAAUCGAAGAGCUGUCAUCCGUCUGUACAAAUGGGAGUCUGACCAUCGAAAAGCCUCUGGAGAACAACGGCGGCCUACGCGACGGUGUUCUUUUUGCUGCGCGCGGAGCAACUGUACUAGAUAAGUAUGGCGGCUUGUUCUUGACAUUCUGCUCCACUCUCGUGGCUGGCACCGAAGGCGACCCAAGAGGUAUGGGCGCUGUCUUUCCAAAGGAGUACAUCGAGAUCCUCAGCCUUCUCUGCGAUGAGUCCACCGGCACGAGUCCCUCGAUCCCCGGUCAAACAUACACGGCACGCCAGCUAUUACCCGAAGGCCAUCGUGGUCGUUUCUCACUGCAUCAUCUGUUACAACGCCAGACUGGCCGCUUCUUUAAAAGCCUGCAGAUUGCUUUCAAGAACGCAUUAUACAAUCGUCGCCUAUGUUGGCUGAAAGGGAAUGUUUUCGGUUUGGUUCCAAGCUAUGCGAAAGAAGGUGACGUCGCGUAUGUUGUCCCUGGAUGCCCUGUUCCCUUUGUCGUCAGAUGGAUCAGUGAUAAUCGUUGGAGGUUGAUCGGCGAAUGCUACAUUCACGCCGUGAUGCAUGGUGAGGCUAUUAAUGGCAGCACAUCCCUCGAAGACAUCGUCCUGGUCUAA